AUGCCUGGUCUGAAUACUCGUUUUCGCCAGAUAGUCACUCUAGCGACCGAUCAAGAUCCACUGUCAACCCAGGUCAGCUCAUGCAUUGAGCUCGUCCGUACGUGCCACUACGAUCUCCAGCACCUCGUUCAACUUCGAAACCAGCACGCCACCUUGCUGCUACCCGCAGCAGUUGAGCGCAUCGAUGGGAUCAUCGAGGCUGCGCAGCAGUGCCAUGAACGCGUUGACAGACUCGUGGAGAAGUGCCGACCGGAGGCGCAUGGGGGAAAGACACCACUUCGCAGCAAGAUGAGGUGGAUUUUGGCCGAUUCUCUCGACUUUGAGAGCCAGCAGCCGCUUCUCCACUGCCACCACGCUGCAGUGCUGGCUGAGUUGAAUUUUGUGCGUCAAGUAGUCCUUGCGACCCCGGCGAUCGAGGACCAAAAGGUGCAAGAGACGAGUCCAGAACCGGCUGUGAUAUCCUCAACCUUUUCCAAUAUUGCUCUCCUGGGAGAUGUGUUUGACAGCAUUCCGUCGACUACCUAUGACCCUGCCUCGUCUCCUCAGCUCCCCUCGCCCUCCAUUAACACUACGCCCUCUUCCGACGCAAGCGAUGUACAUGAUCUUUCUUCUCCGGCGCCUCCAGAUACUGAAAGGCAUAAGAAGUCCAUGCCGAUCGUCGAGGUUCACGAAAAGUUCUUCGUCGACAAUCAAAAGGAGCUAUACCCCUAUUCGGACGAGAAGGAAGUUGUUGUCAAUGAGCAAUCACGAUCACCAGACAAAAAUAGAGUUGUCCUCAAUCCGCAAGACAACACGGGUUUGCGUUUGCUCUUUGAUCUGGAUGAUUUUGAGGUUUCCGGGAGGUCUCCCCCCCUUGCGGCCGCUCCGUCUCUUUCAUCUAUCUCUCAAAUCUCCUCCAUGCCUAGUGUUCCGAACCUACAUGGUACUCCUCUUUCUGGUUCUAGUCAAGCCAACUAG
Messenger RNA from Fusarium vanettenii 77-13-4, 957 nucleotides. RefSeq lists its product as uncharacterized. NCBI's taxonomy places the organism in Eukaryota, Fungi, Ascomycota, Sordariomycetes, Hypocreales, Nectriaceae. The record is from RefSeq and is a predicted model, not a curated record. The coding region runs from base 1 to 957 and encodes 318 amino acids. The transcript is spliced from 2 exons.